UUCUGUAUUUUUCUUGUCUCGUUGUAAGAUUAAUUUACUUCAGAAUGGAUAGACUAAAAUUAUUUUCCGUGCAGAUUGGAAAUGUAACUGUCCCAGGCUAAUGGAUAGGACAAUGCGUUACCGACAGUAAAAUAAAAGCCACAUUGCUUUAGCUGGAAAUAACAUUUAAAAUUGCUCUUAUAUACUGGUUAAAAAAAAAAGUUUUUCUUAUCAGGAAAACAAUAAAAAAAAUGAUUGAUUUAGUUUGGUAAAGCCAGAUGUCUAUCAACAGUUCAACAAGUAAUACUCUUACUUUUAAACAUUUCAGCUGAAUUGCAAAGGCAGUAUCAUUCAGUCCCUGUUUAUGGUCAUUUGUGCUCAAUAGCAUUUUCACUGGUAGAAAAGAGAUGAGCAUGGGCUUUUCCUAUUGGAACAGUGUUUUCUGUUUAAGGAGAUACAGCACAUUUAAUUACGAGUAUUUAUUCAUAGAUUUAUAAAAAGAGGGUAAAGAAUGCUAUGCAGUCUGCACAGACCUUGCUCUUUCAUUCAAGCACUCUCUGUGUUAUGUUAAGAGAGUCGUGUUUCUAAUAAAUAGCCUUUCAGCAGGAAUGUAAUUGUUUUGCAGAGCUGAGAGCAAAAAAAAAAACAAAAAAAAAAAAACAAAAAGUUGGCAAAAGAAUACUUUUGAAUUGGAUAUUGAAACUCCAAAUCAGGAUCUAGUAUUAAGGCCGGGGUCUGAAAUCUGAUUCUUUACUCUUCGUGACUGCUGUAGCUUUUUCCAUUUUUAGUGUAUUGUUAUUAAUUUUCUCUUAAAAAAAAAAACAAAAAAAAAAACAGAAGGCAUUUGUAAAUCGAAGGAGUUCACCUAUUCAACAGUGCAUUUCUUAGGCUGAUGAAGCGAAUAGAAGUUUGCUUUGGAUGAUGUCUGGUGGGCUUUAAGAUCGCGUUAGAAACAUGAUUGCUGUUAGCACUGUGGAGGAGGACUCAUGUUACUCAGAAGGGGCCCACUUCGAAUAGCAGACUGUGUGAAUUUCUGUUGUGCCGGCUAAUUCUACUGCUUUUUUUUUUAUCUUGCUAAUUUCACGGUGAUGAAUGCGUGCAGAGGUUAAGAUUUUCAACAGAAUGGACUGUCUUUGUAUUGUCACAACCAAGAACAGGUCGGCUACAGUGCAAGCUUCACCACACACUGCCCAGCCAACAUGCCUCAAUCCAGCCCUGAUGAAUACUCCCUGGAAUUACCAGUACCAGGACGAAGAUUCACUAGCACUAGAUCACGGCUACCCUCAGUUAACCAACGAAGUGCGGCCCCCAGAGCUGGUCCAUGUGUCUGAGAAGAACUUGUCUGAGAUUGAAAACGUCCACGGAUAUGUUUCUCAUUCACAUAUUUCUCCACUAAAGCCUCCACUGAUUACCCGUUUUGAUCUAACAUACCCAGGUCUGACUGCUUCAAACUACCUGGCAAGCCCUCCUCCUAUAAUUGUCAACACAGAGACGCUGGACACUGUGCCGUAUGUAAAUGGAACAGAAAUUGAAUAUGAAUUUGAAGAAAUCAUGCUGGAAAGGGGUAACUCAGGGCUGGGAUUUAGUAUUGCUGGAGGCAUAGACAACCCUCACAUCGGAGAUGAUCCUGGCAUAUUUAUUACAAAAAUCAUACCCGGUGGAGCUGCUGCAGAAGACGGGCGACUGAGAGUCAAUGACUGCAUCCUGCGGGUGAACGAUGCUGACGUUUCUGAAGUCUCUCACAGUAAAGCCGUGGAAGCCCUUAAAGUGGCGGGCUCAAUCGUACAUCUAUACGUGCGCAGGAGAAGACCCAUGCUAGAGACAGUCAUUGAAAUCAAACUCAUUAAAGGACCAAAAGGGCUGGGGUUUAGUAUCGCAGGAGGAGUGGGGAACCAACACAUCCCUGGAGACAACAGUAUUUACGUGACCAAAAUCAUAGACGGUGGGGCAGCACAGAAAGACGGGAGGUUACAAGUUGGAGACAGGCUACUUAUGGUUAACAACUACAGUUUAGAAGAAGUGAGCCAUGAGGAAGCUGUAGCGAUACUGAAAAACACAUCAGAUGUCGUCUAUCUGAAAGUAGGAAAGCCUACCAACGUUUACUUAACAGACCCUUACGGACCACCAGAUCUCACACAUUCUUUCUCUCCAACAAUGGAAAAUCAUAUCUCUUCGCCCGGCAACAAUGGCAGUCUGGAGUACAAUGCCACGCUUCCUCCCAUUUCACCAGGGAGAUACUCCCCCAUUCCAAAACACAUGCUCGGAGAAGAGGAUAUUAACAGGUUGGAUGGUUUUUCGUUCUUACGAAAUGCCUCAUUAGAUGAAGCUGACAGUCACAAGUUUGAUUCCCAGCACUUCCAGUUGAGGCCUCCUGAGCCCGUUUACAGCACUGUGAACAAACUGUGUGACAAACCACCUUCUCCCCGACACUAUUCCCCUGCUGAAUCUGAUAAAAGCCUCCUCCACUCCAUUCCUUUCCCUCACUAUCACAUAGGCCUGCUCCCUGACUCUGAGAUAACCAGGGAGCCUCGGAAGAUCGUCCUGCACAAGGGUUCCACGGGACUGGGCUUCAACAUCGUCGGGGGCGAGGAUGGAGAGGGGAUCUUUGUGUCCUUCAUCCUGGCGGGAGGACCGGCAGACCUCAGCGGGGAGCUACGGCGAGGGGACCAGAUCCUGUCUGUCAAUGGCAUAGAUCUGCGAGGUGCUACUCAUGAGCAGGCAGCGGCCGCGUUGAAGGGAGCUGGGCAGACGGUAACCAUCAUUGCACAGUACAGACCAGAAGAAUACGGUCGAUUUGAAGCAAAAAUCCAUGAUUUGCGGGAGCAGAUGAUGAACCACAGCAUGAGCUCCGGAUCAGGCUCCCUGCGAACCAGUCAGAAACGCUCUCUCUACGUUAGAGCACUGUUUGACUAUGACAAAGUGAAGGACAGUGGUCUCCCAAGCCAAGGCCUCAGCUUCAAGUAUGGAGAUAUUCUCCAUGUCAUCAACGCCUCCGAUGAUGAGUGGUGGCAAGCGAGGAGAGUCACGCCAGAGGGAGACAGCGACGAAAUGGGAGUCAUACCCAGCAAAAGACGAGUGGAAAGGAAAGAAAGAGCACGCCUGAAGACUGUGAAGUUCAAUGCCAAGCCAGGUGUGAUUGACUCCAAAGGGUCAUUCAAUGACAAGGGUAAAAAGAACUUCAUCUUUUCACGAAAAUUCCCAUUCUACAAGAACAAGGAGCAGAGUGAACAGGAAACCAGUGACCCCGAACCUGGAAUCAAGGGACUGACAGAAUGGGUAUGCAGGACUCCAGAGGACUUGAUUCUCUCCUAUGAACCUGUCACCCGGCAAGAAAUUAACUACACCAGACCUGUUAUCAUCUUGGGACCAAUGAAAGACAGGAUCAAUGAUGAUCUGAUAUCUGAAUUCCCUGACAAGUUUGGAUCGUGUGUCCCACACACCACAAGACCAAAGCGUGACUACGAAGUGGACGGAAGGGACUACCACUUUGUCAUCUCAAGAGAACAAAUGGAAAAAGACAUCCAAGAGCACAAGUUUAUUGAAGCUGGGCAGUAUAAUGACAAUCUCUACGGAACCAGCGUCCAGUCUGUGAAAUACGUUGCAGAACGGGGCAAGCACUGUAUACUUGACGUAUCAGGAAAUGCUAUUAAAAGAUUACAAGUUGCACAGCUUUACCCAAUUGCCAUCUUUAUUAAGCCCAGAUCUGUUGAGUCUUUAAUGGAAAUGAAUAAAAGACUGACGGAGGAGCAGGCAAAGAAGACAUAUGACAGAGCCAUCAAGCUAGAACAAGAGUUUGGCGAGUUCUUCACAGCUCUUGUUCAAGGAGACACCUUAGAAGACAUUUAUAACCACUGCAAAUUAGUCAUAGAGGAGCAAUCAGGACCUUACAUCUGGAUUCCCUCAAAGGAAAAAUUAUAAAACCUCCCCAGGAUCUGGGACUGCAAACAUAGGAAUAAUUUGUAAUAUAUUAUUAUUAUUAUUAUUAUUAUUAUUAUUAUUAUUAUUAUUAUUAUUUGACUUUUUGUUAUGGUUGCAUUUUUUUUUUUUUUCGUUUUUCACUUUCAAUAUGAAUGUACACCACAAAGUGUUUGAGGCUUUCUGACCUCAAAAAAAAAAAGGAUAAGGUUAUUUUUUUUUUUUGUUAAAACAACAGGAAUCGAUGUUGGACACAGAUCCGUAAAAAAACAAACAAAACAAAAAAAAACGACAUCCACACAACAAUCUGUUAUAAACAUAUGGAGGUAACGAAUAUAGAUAUCAGCUCCUGUCUCUAUCCAAACAUGUUCUAGCACUCAAGUGCCCUGAAGGUACCCAUUGCACAUUUGUGGUAAACACAGUUAUUUUUUGUAUCUAUGCACACACGGACUCGAGUGUGUUUUUGUUUUGUUUGUUUAUUUUAUUAUGUAGGAGUCUACAUCACCUUAAAUCGUUUAUUUGUGUCUUCUGUGGGCUCUUAAUGAAAUAUGUGUAAUACAUAAUAUAAAGAAAAAAAACGCUUUAACUAGUGGAAAUAAAAAAGGGAUUUAACUGUGUAUGGGAAUUUUGACACUAGAUAUUUUGAAAUUUGUAUUAAUAGAGGACACUACAGCACAGAUUAAAAAAAUAAUAUUUAUAAGAAAAUAUAUAACUUUGUAAAAAGCAAAUUUUAUUGGUGGAAAAUAAGUGUUUUGCGGUACAUUUAGUACUGGCUGUUGGGAUUGUUUAAAGAAAAACAAAGGGCAAACUGAUGUAUCUUAGGACAACAACUGCCACCUUAAAAAAAAAAAAAACACAUGAUGAUAUUGCUUUAUUUUUUUGUUUUGCUACUUUACCUGACUGAAGACUUGGCCUUUUUGUGAGUUAUACCUGGUGUUUGUUGGGUUGCCCCCUUCUGAAGUGAACAGAACCGGGUAUGUACAGCUGAAACACUGAGGGGUCUACUGAAUUCUAUAUUACUGGAAUCCUGCUUGUGUUCCCCCCAGAGAUGAUAUAUUGACACGCCCCCUUAAUGACAUCACUGAAUACAAUGAGAAAAUGUUCUGUGAUACAGCAGGUUUACAGGUUUUAUGGUGGCAGGAUUACCAUCUUCUGUUGUUUAAAUCAUUAAGCCCCCCUAGGACAGUCCUAUCUUGUUGUUUCCUAAUGCGCCUCAUUGUAAGCGAAGGGGGAAAAAAUGGAAAUCAGCAGUAUAGAAAGUAUAUUACACUGAUUCCCAUAAAAACAAGAUUUAAAAGUUAUGUCACUUAUAUAUUCAAGUUGGAAAUACUGUUAGAUUUGUAUCUUUUUUAAAAAUCUUGACCAAAUGCUUAGCCUUGUAAUUAUGUAAUAAAUGCAUCAUAUCGUUCUUCAUUUUUUAAAAUUAUUAUUAUUAUUAUUAUUAUUAUUAUUAUUAUUAUUAUUAUUAUUAUUAUUAUUAUUAUUAUUAUUUCACAAGUUAAAUUUAAAGCAGCAUUUUUUUAUUUAUUGAUUUGUUUUGUUAGGGAUGUGCAUGGAAUGUAAUAGGUAGUAUUUAUUGAAAUUAAAAUGUCUUGAAUUUACUUUGAUUUCCUUCAAGAUUUUUGCACAGCACAUAGUGCCACCUGAUGGACAAUUGCUAGUAUUGCAGCAGAUCGUGCAUAUAAGAACACAAGGGCAUUUAUGAACGAGAGGAAGCCAUGUGGUCCAUCAAUGCUCAGCCAGCUCCUAGUAGCUGAUAUUCCUGCAUACCCCUAAUAUUUAUAACAAUCUGCUGAGAUGCAUCAUCUUUGCUUUAGAGCGAGGUCCGCUCUGCAACAGCUAUAUGCUAUAGGUAUAAACUGGAGCAAACAGCUGCAGGUACAUGAAAACAUCUAUCUUUAAAAUCUUCCAGUCUGUUCUGCAAACAUCCAGCUGAUUUCACUAGUUUAUGUUUAUUCCUUUUGUAAUGCCAUCAUGUUAAUAUAGCAAAAAAUAGCAGCACUAGAUACAGGACUUGGGGGAAAAAAAGGAGAUGUAUUUUGCUAUACAGUAGAAUGUGGAUUUAUUAAACACAAGAUCUGAAAUUAAAUUUGUGACAUGCUCUUUAAAUUUCCAUAUUUCCUAGAAUAUAUAUUUAAAGGUUUUAUGAAGAUAAAAUUCGUACUGCUUUUUACUCAGGGUUGAUGGACGACAUGGGCUGGGUUGUGUAUAAGCUACAGUAAACCACGCCCUAGCGUUUGUCAAGGGUUUUCUUGUUGCCUGUGACUGAAGCUCUUAAUAAUUAUCCAUGUAAAAAAAUAAAUAAAUACAAUACAGUAUGUGCACUGCCAUGUCAACCCAUUGCUUAUCUGCUUAGCAAAUGCAUCUUCUCAUGUUACCCUCUAGUUUUAGGCAUGCAACCUAUCCUUUAUUACUGUUACAUGCUGUGUUUUUUCCAGUUCAAAGAGAUAUUCUGUGGCUAAGUACAAUCAAAACAUGACAUAGGAAUAGGUUGUUUGUGGUAUUAAUAUUAUAUUAUUUAUUAUUUUUAUUUACCUUGAUGUAUUGUCAUUUUCCCUUUUAGAGCCACCUUUGCACUUAUUUAAAAUAUAUAUAUAUAUAUAUAUAUAUAUAUAUAUAUAUAUAUAUAUAUAUAUAUAUAUAUAAUGUGUUUUUACUCUCAGAUUUUUUUUUAUUUCAUUUUUUUUUUUUUUUUUAAUUGCAGUUCAUAGUAUUACACUCUGUACAUACUACUCUUUAGCAUAACAUGUUUCAUUUCAGAUCCCCAAUACAGGUUAAAAACUGGACACAGACACAACACUCAAAUACUAAGAGACCCUUUGGUUGUAGAUAUAUAAUAAUUCCAUUCAUUCCAUUGGUGUAAGGAAUAAAGCACAGUCAAUAUAAACUGAAAUGUAUAUGUAUCAAAAAUAGUGUGUCUAUUAUUUAAGUAUGAUUGUUUUUUGUUUGUUUGUUUGUUUUCUGUUUGUGUGUGUGUGUAUAUAUAUAUAUAUAUAUAUAUAUAUAUAUAUAUAUAUAUAUAUAUAUAUAUAUAUAUAUAUAUACAUGUGAAAGAAUAUCCUUUGCAUACUGUUAUGUACUAUUGGUUGCUUUGGACAUCACCUUAAAUACUUUGCUCGAGGUAUAAAUGAAGGUAUUAUACUCUACUAAGCAUCCAUCUAAAUUGUAAAUUAAAGGUUUGGUGAGACUUUUAAAAAAAUAAAUAAUGUCUUCAUGUUUUUUUGUUUUUUUUUUGCUUGCUUGCUGUGUUCUAAAGUGAAGUUACUUUUUUUUUCUACAGUUGAUAGAUGAGGGCUCCACCUCUCCUUUGUGCCACAGUUAAUUAACAUAUCAUUUAAAUAUACUUUAUCUUCACAUAAGUAGUUAAUUUGCACAUAGCAACAGCCCGAUUACAAAUCAGCUUUAAAAGUCUGAUGUUUAAGAUUAACAUAGACAUAUCUUUAUAUUAAUUUGUAUUAUAUUUUUUAUCUGAUGUUGUAAAUCAGAUAUGCUUGCUUGGGGAUGUGGCCAGUGUUUUAAUAAAUGUAUUUAUAUACUUAUAGCAACAAUACUAAUUGCAAUUACGGCAGCCGUUAGAAAACUACAUUCAAUCAUUUCUUCAGUUUGAAAUAAUUCUGCCAGUUCCCUUUCGGUACUCUGUGUGCUUUUCAGAUAAAUGAGAAUGCAAAUGAACCUUUUCUACCAUUAGGCCUUAUGAGUAAUUUUACACCCCAUUUGCUACCUUUUCCUCUCCAGAUACAGCUUCCAAAAUAGACAAUUCAUCUCUGGAUUAAAGCUCUGGUAGUAAGGUUCCCUCAGCCCCAGAGGACAGCUCGGCACCCUGCAAUAA
This is a messenger RNA of Acipenser ruthenus (sterlet), 7723 nucleotides long. RefSeq names its product disks large homolog 2. The transcript has 26 exons. Gene Ontology annotation, molecular function: kinase binding. NCBI's taxonomy places the organism in Eukaryota, Metazoa, Chordata, Actinopteri, Acipenseriformes, Acipenseridae. The record is from RefSeq and is a predicted model, not a curated record. Gene Ontology annotation, biological process: chemical synaptic transmission. The coding region runs from base 1072 to 3897 and encodes 941 amino acids. Gene Ontology annotation, cellular component: postsynaptic density membrane; neuron projection; neuromuscular junction.